Eruca vesicaria subsp. sativa (arugula) is the source of this 1668-nucleotide messenger RNA. The record is from the annotation of a GenBank genome assembly. Lineage: Eukaryota; Viridiplantae; Streptophyta; Magnoliopsida; Brassicales; Brassicaceae.
AAAAGUCUUGUCCUUCGACAAAAAAAAAUACGAGUCGUUCUCUGAAAGCUUUCGUUUGAUUACACAAGUGAACUCUGAUGACGACGGAAAAAGGUCAAUCCUCUAGUUCGAAACCCUCCGAUGAUGUUGAUGAUGCAUGGGCCAAACUGGUUCCGUUGGACACGAGAUUCUCAGACAUCGAGAUUAGGUGCAAUGAUAUGGUGAUAUGCUCGGAGAUUAAACCAUCUUCCUCUGAAAAACAUGAAUGGUGCAGAAUCACAAAGAACUUGGGUCAAGGCUCUGCCACUUUACAUAACAAAAGUUCGGAUGCGAUACUUGUUGACGAGACUCUCAUCCCCAAAGAUGGUGCUGUUGAUAUCAUGUCUGGAUCCGAGAUUGUUCCUGGCCCGGGAGGACAAGGUUACUUGCAGUACAGAUUUACAGUAAUGCCUGCUCCAGAUUCCAGAUCCCAGCUACUGAAGAUUUCGAUAGAUCCUGAUCACGCAAAAUGCAGUAUCUGCCUAAACGUGUGGCAUGAUGUUGUCACAGCUGCGCCUUGCCUUCAUAAUUUCUGUAACGGCUGUUUCUCAGAAUGGAUGCGGAGAUCUGAGGCAAGACAUCAACAUGUGCUGUGCCCACAGUGCAGAACAACUGUACAGUUUGUUGGGAGGAAUCAUUUUCUGCAGAACAUACAAGAGGAUAUAUUGAAAGCAGAUGCAGGACUGAGGCGGCCAGCUGAAGAUAUCGCUGUGUUAGACUCAUCUUCAUCAAUUCAAUCAAAUCUUAUCAUUGGGAGCAAGAGAAAACGCCGUAUGAGUACGCUAGUCUCGCCUACACUUGAAGAAAGAGAUAGCUUGCGUUUGCAAUGCCCACAAUGUGCUGCUGCGAUUGGUGGUUAUCGGUGUGAACGCCAUGGUGCACAUCUGCAAUGCCACCUGUGUAGAGGAAUGAUGCCCUUUAGAACCAACCUUCAAGUGCCGUUACACUGCAUGGGAUGUGAUAGGCCGUUUUGUGGUGCUUACUGGAGUUCCCAAAAUGUUACACACGGUGAAUCUACUCCAGUCUGCAGUCGAGACACUUUCAGACCUAUCUCAGAACGCACAGUUACAAGGAUUCCCUCUCUAACCCAUGAAAUGAAUCGCCAUGAACAAGAUAUAACACAAAGAUGCAUUGCCCAGAUGGGGAGAACCGUGCAGGAUGUUGUAGCUGAGUGGUUCAGGCUUUUCAACGAUCGACAAAUCGACCGCUCUCGAAUGCCACUCAAUCAUGCUGAGUCGAUAACUGCAUCAACACAUGUCUGCAAUGAGUGUUAUGAUAAGCUGGUGGGGUUCCUUUUGUACUGGUUCCGGGUAACGCUUAUCAUAGAUUAUUUUCCAGCUGAUGCAGCGGCGAGAGAAAACUGUUGGUACGGAUACGCGUGUAGGACACAACACCACAACGAAGAACAUGCUCGUAAACGUAACCAUGUGUGUCGUCCGACCAGAGGGAACCAUCCCUCUUAGUCCGCAGCUGAUUAGUUAGCUUUUUGGUUAUAUUUGGUGGAUGUUCUCUGUAUGAGUGCGACAUAACUACACUAAGAAACAUUGACUUAUGAAUGUUGAAGUAUACUACUAUUCACAUCUACGUAUCUUCAUGUCUAAUAUCUAAGUGGAUUAUUGAUUAUUGACUUUUAGUAGAUUUUAUAUUAUU